Messenger RNA from Colossoma macropomum (tambaqui), 6040 nucleotides. It is a transcript of the gene cdk18, whose product is annotated as cyclin dependent kinase 18. Gene Ontology annotation, cellular component: nucleus; cytoplasm. Gene Ontology annotation, biological process: protein phosphorylation. The transcript is spliced from 16 exons. Lineage: Eukaryota; Metazoa; Chordata; Actinopteri; Characiformes; Serrasalmidae. The record is from RefSeq and is a predicted model, not a curated record. The coding region runs from base 382 to 1785 and encodes 467 amino acids. Gene Ontology annotation, molecular function: protein kinase activity; ATP binding.
UUUCUUUUAUAUUUUCAGUUGUUUCUCUUUUGCCUCCCCUCUCUCUCUCUCUCUCUGUCUCUCUCUGUCUUUCUUCUCCUGACAGGAGGACGAGGGGGGGGAGUGGAUCUUGCAUGAAAAGCAGGGGAUAGAAGCAGCAGCCUGUGGAGACAAGGGGGGGGACGAGUGAGCUUGAGUCUGCGUCCACUUCACGCCUACUAAAUAAGACACGUCCAGUUGUGGAUUAUCUGCGUCUGCUGCCACAGAGCUGGAGGCCCCCCCACCUCCUCCUCCUCCUCCUGCCUCUCACUCUCCCUGUCUCAGUGGCAGCAGUGCAGCGAGAGACGGGCUUCUGCUUCUCUCCUGCAGUCACCUCCACUACUGACCUUGGGGUUUGGCGAAAUGAACAAAAUGAAGAACUUCAAGCGCCGCUUCUCGCUAUCCGUGCCAAGAACAGAGACAAUAGAGGAGAAUGAGUUCACGGAGCAGAUAAAUCAGCUCAACAUUCGACGGAACGAGGAUAUGGUACCAAACAGCCUGGGCCUGCACAGCUUACACCCGGAGCCCAGUCCGCUGGCCUCAGACCACCAGGCCCCGUCUCCUACUCAGCUCCACUACCGCAACAAGGUCCAGCACCGUCGCUUCUCUAUGGAGGACGUCAGUAAGCGGAUGUCUCUGCCCAUGGACAUUCGCCUGCCACCGGAGUUUCUGAAGAAGCUGCAGAUGGAGAGCCCACAGCCCUGCAAACCGCUUAGCCGCAUGUCCAGGCGAGCCUCACUGUCUGACAUCGGUUUCGGGAAGCUGGAGACCUAUGUGAAACUAGGCAAACUGGGAGAGGGUACUUAUGCUACAGUAUUCAAGGGGCGCAGCAAGCUGACAGAAAAUCUGGUGGCCCUGAAAGAGAUCCGGCUAGAGCAUGAAGAAGGAGCCCCAUGCACUGCCAUCAGGGAAGUUUCGCUCCUGAAGAACCUGAAACAUGCCAACAUUGUUACUCUGCAUGACAUCAUUCACACUGACCGCUGUCUCACUCUGGUCUUUGAGUAUUUGGAUAGUGAUUUGAAGCAGUACCUUGACAACUGUGGAAACCUCAUGAGCAUGCACAAUGUGAAGAUAUUUAUGUUCCAGCUUCUCCGCGGUUUAUCCUACUGUCACAAGAGAAAGAUUCUACACAGGGACCUCAAGCCACAGAACUUGCUCAUCAAUGAAAAGGGAGAACUCAAGCUGGCUGACUUUGGCCUGGCGAGAGCGAAAUCCGUCCCGACAAAAACCUACUCCAACGAGGUGGUGACUUUGUGGUACCGGCCCCCUGAUGUUCUGCUAGGUUCUACAGAGUACUCGACACCUAUAGACAUGUGGGGCGUGGGGUGCAUUCUGUACGAAAUGGCGACAGGGCGGCCCAUGUUUCCCGGCUCGACUGUCAAGGAGGAGCUGCACCUGGUCUUUCGCCUCAUGGGGACCCCGACUGAGGAGACCUGGCCAGGGAUUUCGGCUAAUGAGGAGUUCAAGUCCUACCUCUUCCCCCAGUAUAGAGCCCAGGCCCUUAUAAACCACGUUCCCAGGCUGGACACAGAGGGUAUUGACCUCCUCUCAGCGCUUCUACUGUACGACACCAAGAAAAGGAUCUCAGCCGAGGCGUCGCUGACACACACAUACUUCCUCAGCCUGGGAGAGAACAUCCGCUCCUUACCAGACACAUCGUCUGUGUUCUCGCUAAAGGAGGUGCAGCUGCAGAAGGACCCAGGCCAUCGCAGCUCUGUCUUUCAGCCCCCAGGUCGGGGCAAGAACCGCCGACAGAGCAUAUUCUAAUGGCUGAUAUGGUGGCCACCCAAAAGAGGAAGGUGUACGUCAGAUGAACAGCAUCACUAUGAAGCAAAUGGCUGUACCCGACCCUUCCGUGUCCGACUUGCCCGUCCGUCUCCUGAAACCUUCCCUCAGUGAUACACACAGCUGAAAGACAGGAAACUGGAAACCUUACACACUGCGGUCAACUGUAUUCACCACUGCUAUAUUUGAUUAGAGUCUAUUAUGUUACCCAUAGAGCGGUAAACAAAUACCUGGCUUUCUCCUCCUGUCCCGGUUCCUUGGAGCCCUGUCUAUAAACAAUAUACUCCAAAACACUCUAACAUUUCUGUAAAGAAUGCAGGAAUUCUCAUGAAUACAGUUUUUGGACAUAGACCUGUGCCUGGUUGCAUAAAAAUGCUUACGUUUUCUUCAGAUGAUCCCAUAACAGUUUAGACUUCCCUCAAAAAGGGGAAUUAAAUAUGUGUAGUGCAGUAAAUCCCUUAAAUGUUUUCUUAGGUAAAGACAACCUGAGUGUAUUGCAGCAGUCUUCUCUGAUCAAAUAUUGUUUUAUGUCAGGUUUGAUUGUUGCUAUGGAGACAGUUAGCUUGCCUGACUUUGGGUUAACCCCUUUAAAUGGCCAGUUUUAUUACACACUUCUAUAACCUAAGAACAGCUUAGGCAGUUUGCAUUGAAGUUCCUGUAGUCACUGAAUAAUAAGCCUUAGUAUGUAAUAAGCCUGGGAUUUUAAGGGGUUAAAAUUUGGAGGUUUCCCAGUCUGUAGACUGAUGUCAUCAUCUUGUCAUUGUCUGAAAAAUUCCAGUUUUAAGGUUUUGCUAAGCCCCAGCUGUUUUCUUGAACAUAUAUUAAUUCCAGGCCCAGUUCCAUUUCUUACCUUUACCCCUACCUCUUGUUUUCGAGUGUCACCUUAGCCAUUAGAACUGAGUUACAAGGGGUAGUGGUUGAAAUCUUCCCUAAAAAUUGGGCGUUACUUCAUUAACAGCUACUGGCGCUGCUCUGUAGGCGACCCUGCCAGUCUGCAGUGACAGCAGAGGAGGGUAAAGUUCGGCUCCUCACUGCUGGGCUUUAGUUACAUUUAGGGCAUCAUAUGCCUUCAAAGAGGGGGCAAUUAUUUAUUAUCACCCACCACUAAUUCUUCAGUGAUACAAAGCUGAAAAUAGAUAUUCACCAGAUUCUCGUUUGAAUUUUCCCGUUCCACCUUAAAUGGAGCAGCAGUUACAUUCUGGCACUUCGGGCGUCAGAACUGCUGGACUAUUUAAAGUGGAACGGGAAAGUUGUUAUGAAGAAAACGACCAUAAUACACUGAAACAACAUUAAACUAAGAUAAUACAGUGGUUAUCGUGAUUUUUAACAGAGUAAAUUCUCAAAUUUGUGGGUUUCUUUGGUCUCUUGUUCAGCCAUUUUGCCAGUUUUUCUUUUUUUCUCAUAACUCUCUGUUUGGAGUCUCUGAAAAACCUCUGUUUGGAGGGUCAUGUAGCCCAAACACUUCGCCAUCCCCCUCUAUCUCAACAAAAAAUUGGGACACCCUAGACGCAAAGAAGCAAAACGGAGCGCUAAGGGCUAAGUGGUAGGGGCGAGGGGUGAAAUGGGACUGGGCUUUUGUCUUGAACUAAAAAAGCCUAGUGUAGACUCCAUCAUAAGGUCCAUCAUAAGCUUGAAGAAAUAUCUAACAAAAAUAAAGGGGACAAGGAGAACACCCUUCUGAUGAUGCAUCUCGAAGGUGGGAGGAUCUUUUGAAAAGCUACAACUGCUAGACAGCUAACGCUACUGCUGGGAGGCUGAAUAUCUAUGGCAGCUGUAUAAUCAUCAUCACAACAGAGAGAGUGGUUAACUUACGUGUAAGCUAAAAGCUAAUGUUAGCAAGGUUAGCUCGAUUCCCUUACUCAGUUUGGCUUCUUUUCUCUGUCUCUGGUUCAUUUUGUGCUGAAUAAAUAUAGAACUGUGGUUUUCUUUAUGAUAUUGUUCGACACUCAAGAUAGUAACACUAAUGCCAGCUUUGCUGUAGUUAGAUUAUGGACUGAUGGCUAGGCUAACAGGACUGGUUGACACCACAGGGAUUCUCAAUGGUUGUAUGACGUAUUUGCAUAACACUGAUAAACAAAAAACAUGAAAGACAUUGUGCAUUCUGUCAGACUGGGAAGACUAAGUGAUGUAAUAACAAAACAUACCAAAUCCCAUAUUAACCUCUAGUUUUAGGCCCCUUUUUAAAGGUGCAGUAUGCAAAUUUUAGUGGAAUCUAUUAGAGGAAAUGACACAUAGCAUACCAAACCAUGUUUUCAUUAGUACAUAAUCACUUGUAACUAUAAAUCAUUGUGUUGAGUGAGCCUUUCAUAUCUACAUAGGGAGCGGCUCCUUUCUACAGUAGCCCAGAACGAACAAACCAAACACUGGCUCUAAAGAGUGCCUUUCACACUUUUACCUUGAAGCGGCAGCUGGAAUUUGGUGGCGUUUAGCACCGAUUGGGAGACAUGGGAAGAAGAAGAAUCAGUCGUAGUCAGUUCUGGCUAAUCAAUUUGCGUUAAUCAGUUUGAGAACCCAAAUUUUGACAAAUGGAGGAUCAUACUGAUUAAUUAGCACAAGAAAAAAGCGAGGGAGGGUGAAUUCUUGCUGUGAGAGACGUGAAAAAAUGACGGCCACUGUAGAUUCUACCACACGCUUGGAAAGGAAGGGGUGAGGGAGGGGUAUUCAGUUGGUUGCAGUUUGCAACCUCACCACUAGAUGCCGCUAAAUUUCACACACUGCACCUUUAAGGUCUUUUACGUAAUCAUGUGAUUACUUAAGACGUUCUGUGCAACCAGGCACUGAUGUUCUAGUACUCUUGUGACACACCUGACCAAAACAGACCUGUAAGUGAAAGUGUUCUGGAAACCUGCAUUAAAUAUGAUGUCGUAAUAUCUGAUAACAACAACUACAGUGUUCAAAAAGGAUGUCCCUUUGAAAAAAAUACCGACAGAGGUGACUGGUAAAUGGCUUUAAACAACAAAGAGACUUCUGUCUCUCACUUAAUGUAGUUCUUUCAGGUCCUCUGCUAUUAAUUACAGUAUACUAGUGAGUGUAUGUGUUUGUAUGGAAGAUGCUGUAACUCCAUCCUUGUGAGAAUUCCUUUUAUUUUUCCCUGUGUUUCCUUUUCCUUUGUAAUUCAUCAUACGUACUCGCUGACUCGCAGCAUGGGCACAUAUGUGACCGUGAUAUUUUGAAGACUUCAUCCUCAUCACCAUCAUUUUUCCGACUAAAAAGGCUAAAAGAACCUGUGAAGUUGGCUGAAAUGAAGGUUACAGAAAAAAUGAACGGAAGUCAGUUUAAACAUUACACUGAAACCAAGUUUUGAGCCACAGUCAUUGGUUUUUUAGCGGUAGUAUUAAUUAUCCGAACACUGUCACUUUGUGAUUUUACCUCAGACAUGAAUAUUUUACUCAAGCAUCUAAAGGUGCCUUGUAAAUCAAACGUGGUGAUGGGUCCAGCGUUAUGUCUUUGAAAAUAACAAUACUGUUUUAAUAUUCUUUAUGAUAAAGAAUACUUUGUUCCUCAUUAAUAAUUGCACACAAUCUAAUGUUUGGUAUGAUGAAGUGCUCUACUGUAUUUGCACAUGGCAUCCAAGUGUCCUCGACUUUGUCCUAACGUCGUUUGCCUGCUCCUUUCCCCCCCCUCCCAUAGAGUAGAACUACCUUAGCCCUUAAGUAAAGGCACUAUGUUUCUAGUGAAAGCCAUUGACCACAGAGAAUUGUAGUGGUGUUGUAGUUUUGGGUUCAGUUUGUGUGAAGUGAUCAACAACGGACGCUAAUGCACUGCAUUUCUACGGCCACCAGGAGGCAGGAAGCAAGUGCAAAGUGUGCGAGGGAGAGAGAAUGUGUGGAAGUGAGAGAGAGUGUGUGAGAGAGAGAGAUAGAGACAGAGAGCGAAUACAAAUUGUGUACCCUUUGACACUUCAAGCCCUUUUAGUUAACUUUAGCAUCACUGCGACCCGAAGUUCUCUGGUUCUCCUAUAUGUGUGUUUUGUGGUAAACAACAACAACAACAAAAAUAUUUUAAAUAAUGUAUUGGACAGAAUUAAUAUAUGUAUUUUAACAAGUGUUUUCUUUAUUCUCAGUGAAUUUUUGCCAGAAAAUUGAGAUGACUGUAUUAAAUGACUUUAGAUGAUGUCUAAAUGUUUUAUAAAAGAUUUAGAUUUUUGUAUGAAAUGUGAUAUUAAAUAUUUUGUGUGACAUGUCUAUUCUAUUUGGAUAUACUGAAGCUGAAUGUAUUGUGACUGCUGAAUAAAAAA